GUCUUUAUACCCCUGACGUCCAAGGAAGCGUACCUAGUAGGCUGCAUAUCUGUACAUAUUGUCCUAAUACGAUAAUGGUAAAAACAUUGAGAAUGGCUUGCUAAAAGAUACCGAGAUGUGGAGGACUUUACUUCAUCCUUGCGACAUCAAGUACAUAUUUCGGAAUAGAAGCCGAAUCUACACCCGUUUUUACCAAGGUCGUGGUAACACUUAUCGGAAUUCCCGAUUAAUAUUUAGAGGCAAAUUUUCUGGCUUAUGAAUUUGUUUGAAAAUGAUAGACAUAUUCUCUCAUGAAUCCAAUAAUUAACAGAGCAUGAUGUUACGGCACUCGAUUUCGCAAAUCUUUGGUGGAAAGCACCCUGCUUUAUCUCCACGUGGGGAUGACGACAUUGGACCUCGGCCCAAUCGACCGUCAAACCCUACCAUUUCAUUUUCAGUAGUUGGACAAUUACAUCAAUUUCCCCAUCACGAUUUAACUCCACCACAUUUUCAAGAAUCCGCUCCCAUGGCGGCCCCGGCAAUCCAACCACCGCCGCGCGUCAGUCACAUGCCAUCUGCGCCGGCCCCUUUCUCUUCGGCGCCGACCAUGAUAUCACCAGUAGUAACAAGAGAUGCUUCGAAUCUGCACCCGGUAUUCUUUACGGAGAGGUUACGAAAGUCGCCAUUCGUACUUGACGCCGUAGGACUGACUAGUCCUGUCGCGCAUGGCUAUGCUUAUGAAGAAGCACGGAGGAGAGCCGGUGGAGCUAUUCCAGCUUUGUUAUGAGGAGUACUUUUGCGAUGGAAAGUAUGGAAACGGAGAGACUCAUACGGCUGCCGAGUCAAUCUUAAAGGGUGCAUUAUAUUACC
Molecule: messenger RNA, 849 nt
Organism: Annulohypoxylon truncatum
Lineage: Eukaryota; Fungi; Ascomycota; Sordariomycetes; Xylariales; Hypoxylaceae
Exons: 2
Coding region: 314-766 (150 amino acids)
Source: RefSeq, a predicted model, not a curated record